Molecule: messenger RNA, 1741 nt
Organism: Nymphaea colorata (pocket water lily)
Lineage: Eukaryota; Viridiplantae; Streptophyta; Magnoliopsida; Nymphaeales; Nymphaeaceae
Product: NAC transcription factor 56-like
Exons: 3
Coding region: 109-1269 (386 amino acids)
Biological process (GO): regulation of DNA-templated transcription; system development
Molecular function (GO): DNA binding
Source: RefSeq, a predicted model, not a curated record
CCCCGGCUCUCCUUCCCCCCUCCAAUCUCCACACCGCCUCUCUCUCGCGCACACAGUUUUUUCUCUCUCUUCUCUUCUGCUGCAUGAGGUUGUGGGAGAAGAGCUAUCAUGGAAAGCACGGACUCUUCCUCGGGGCCUCCUCAUCAUCAGCGUCAUCCUCCUCCUUCAUCCUCCAAGGAGGCGCCGCAGCAGCAGCAGCAGCAGCAGCAGCCGGUGCCGCCCCAGCAGCCGCAGCUUCCUCCCGGCUUCCGGUUUCACCCGACGGAUGAGGAGCUCGUCGUCCACUACCUCAAGAGGAAGGCCUCCUCUGCUCCUCUCCCUGUUUCCAUCAUCGCGGAGGUCGACCUCUACAAGUUUGACCCUUGGGAGCUCCCUGGGAAGGCCAUGUUUGGAGAAAACGAGUGGUACUUCUUCAGCCCCAGGGACCGAAAGUACCCCAACGGGGCGCGGCCGAACAGGGCGGCAACGUCCGGGUACUGGAAGGCCACCGGCACCGACAAGCCGAUACUGACGUCCGGCGGGAUGCAGAAGGUCGGCGUGAAGAAGGCUCUCGUGUUCUAUGGCGGCCGGCCGCCGAAGGGAGUGAAGACCAACUGGAUUAUGCAUGAGUACAGGCUUGUUGACAGCGGGCACUCGAAGCCCAAUUCGGAUGUAGGGAACAAGAAGGCUUCUUUGAGGCUUGAUGAUUGGGUUCUGUGCCGAAUAUAUAAGAAGAACAAUCAGCCUCAAAGGCUCAUCGUUCGUGAUAGAGACGACUCGCUGGACGAUGUGUUGACGUCCUUGCCUAACAUGGACGGCCAUAACUCCAUUAAGCUCCAAUCUCAGAAGGCUACUGCCGGUUUUGCAGCACUGCUCGAAGGUGAAGACAAUUUCUUUGAUGGAUUCUUGUCUGAUGAUGGCACGAACGCAAACAGCUCUUUGUCGCAAUUGGCUCCGUCGUCCAGCAUGCCGCAGAACGGUGUUGACAAGACGGAGAUUUCGAUGGUACCGGCUGAAGCCGCUGGAGUUACCAUCGGGUCGAUGUUUAGCCUACCAUCGAAGAGGACGCUUCCCUCCCCAUAUUGGAACGAAGGGCUGCCCCCCACAAAAAAGAUCUACGACACCAAUUCAAGCAGCAACGGAGGGGGAAACUCGAUUGCUGCGUUGCUUAGCCAGCUACCCAACGUCGCAGCUGCUCCUUUGCAGCACCACCACGGCCUUGUGGGGUCUCUCGGCGAUGGUGUUUUCAGGCAACAGUACCAUCUUCCCGGGAUGAAUUGGAAUUCCUGAUCACUUAAGUUUCGGGAAUAUCUUGGCUUAUGGUAGAAAUUGCUCAAUCUGUUUGGGAUUCCUCAAGCCAGGUGCAUAAGAAGGCGAAAGUGUGCCAAAAAACGAAACCAGCUACAACCAAAAAUAGCUUGACACGUGUCCAGAAGAUUGAAGGAGGUAUAGAUAUACUAAGAAUUUAUGCUUGUAAAUUUAGUCUGACUAGAUUGCAGAGAUUCUGGUGUCAGAGUAUGAGUCGAGAUCCAGGAAACCAAUAGAAAGCAGCAGAAAAAAAAAGAGGAGGUGGGGGAAAGAAAGAAAAUACUAUACAACGGGAGAAAGAAGAAGAGAUGUUGCCUGUUAAAUUUGUUUAGAUUACUAUACAAUUGCCAAUUUAUUACCGCUUGUCAUUUGGUAAACACACUUCUCCGAUCUGAUAUUACCAAAGUUUUCUUGCAUGAAUAGUUUAUGAAAAUAGAAACUAAUGGAUUGUUUA